AUGGGAGUCGAUGCGUCUCAGAGCGGCUUCUGGUCCCAGCCCUCGACCGUCCAGCCGCUUUUCCUCUCCCAACUUUCUCCGACGACCGACCUGGCCGUCACUGCCUACCUCGCUUUAACAGGAAUCACAUCAGCAGUGGGAAACGCAGCUGUGUUGCUUGUCCACUGCGGAAGAAGAAAGAAACUCCGACCUCCAGAGCUGAUGACCGUCAACCUUGCACUCUGCGACUUGGGCUUUAGCCUCCUGGUAUCACUGUUCAUCAUCUCCAGCUUGCGCCACGCCUGGCUGUUUGGGGAACUAGGAUGCCUCCUCUACGGGCUUCUGGGCUUCGUUUUUGGCAUUGGAUCCCUGGUCACAACCUCUCUCAUUUCGCUGGACCGCUGCCUCAAAAUCUGUUACAUAAGAUAUGGAAAGUAGAACAUUGACAUUUUUUCAACAUUAGAUAAUGAAUGACUUGGGCGCAUCUCUGUAGGUCAAUGGGUUGAGAGACGCCAUGUGUGUUUGUCCAUCCUGCUAGUGUGGGUCUACACUGUGUUUUGGGCCUCACUACCUGCUUUUGGCUUCGGUAGCUAUGGACCAGAACCGUACGGGACCAGCUGCACUAUCAAUUGGUGGAAAAUGAGGUCAUCCAUGAAUGACAGAAUGUACAUCGUUCUAAUCCUGAGCCUUUGUUUUGGACUCCCGACACUCACUAUCAUUUGUUCAUAUAUGGCCAUCAUCAGUAAGGUGUAUAGAUCUAAUCGCACUCUGGCGUCAAUACCGUACUCCUCUGUCAGCCACACAAGCAAGGACCUGAGACUUGCCAAGAUGGCUGCCGUGGUGUGCAUCACCUUCCUCGUGGCUUGGACCCCUUACGCCGCCGCGUCACUCAUGUCCGCCUUCCUUUCUGAAGAAUUUGGGAAAGUUACCUUUAUCCCAGAAUUGCUGAAUUCCAGCGUUGCCGAGUGUUACAGGCCAAAAACAGACAGCUUGAACGCUUUGGCCCCCACCGAAGCCGCAACGGCAAGAAGCGCAGUGUCGCUGUCCUGUCUGAAUCCUGCAUUCACCUUGAUCCCCGCAUUGUUUGCUAAAUCCCACUGCAUGGCGAACCCGUUCAUCUACCAGAUUAUGAACAGGGAGUUCAAGGACAAGGCCUAUGCAGUGGUGUUUGGACGUCACAAGGUGAAGAGGAGACAACCACGAACCAGACAGAGGAGCUUAGGUGAAAGCAUUUAG
This is a messenger RNA of Nerophis lumbriciformis (worm pipefish), 1215 nucleotides long. The record is from RefSeq and is a predicted model, not a curated record. Lineage: Eukaryota; Metazoa; Chordata; Actinopteri; Syngnathiformes; Syngnathidae.